This is a messenger RNA of Pteropus alecto (black flying fox), 8877 nucleotides long. It is a transcript of the gene SPATA31G1, whose product is annotated as chromosome unknown C9orf131 homolog. The record is from RefSeq and is a predicted model, not a curated record. The transcript is spliced from 3 exons. Bases 1246 to 4896 code for a protein of 1216 amino acids. Lineage: Eukaryota; Metazoa; Chordata; Mammalia; Chiroptera; Pteropodidae.
CAAAGAUAAUCAAUAUUCGUCAUGACUGGGGGGCCUUUUUUUCCUUUAGUGUGGUAUAUACUGCCCAUAAAGAAAGCCACUUAGAAAAGAGCCUCAGCUUGAGUCUGCCAUGGUUGUGCAUUAUCUAAAUCCAUAUGGUCUAUUCAAAGGCUCCACAGCAUUUCUGCCAAGUAUGUACACCAGCAUCUUUUGGUGCAGUUCCCAAGACUAUGUGAUAGAUGUUUAGUGCCCUAACCAUUAAAUCAGCUUUUCUAAUCAGAAGUCCUGCUGCCUCCUAGCGGACUUUUGUACAGCACUGGUCACUCAUGGAACCCACUGCUAUAUUUCUUUUCCCAAGUCCCUGGGUCCACUGCUAUCCUUGGGCAACUCAGCAUGUCCUCCAUCUUCUCCUUCUCUAGAGCACCCAACUAAAUUAAAUUCCCCUCCCACACAAAAGCCUAGAUAAGACUGUAGACCAGGUGUCUUACAACUUUGAUUUGGAACUAGAAAAAACAAAAUUCAUUAAUAAUUCCAUGAGACAAAAACCCUGGAAUUUCUGGAAGACAGAAGAGCAAAGUUACCUUUUUAUUCUACUGGGGGUCUCCUUUGGCAAGUAGGAGAUAACAAUUAAUAACUUGAUAAGUUAUCCUGCCAUAAGUGUAAAUUAACUAGCACAGAAUAAAUAUUCAGUAUUGCCUUCUCUAUUUUCCAUCAGGACUCAACUUUUCUUCUUCAAAUAAGACAGUUCAUAGCUGACAUGAGAUUUAAAAAAAAGAGAGAACAGAUUCCAUCUAUUAAAGAUGGAAUGAGCCUUGUAAUCUGGAACCUUAAAAGAAAUAAAAUUUUAAUAUAACACACUAUGUACAAUUCUAAUCAUAAAUUUAUCCAUUUAAUCCUCAAAACAACCCUAUGUGGUAAGUAAUAAUAUCAUUCUCAUUUUACAGAUGAGAAAACCGAGGCACUGAAAAAUUAAGCAGUUCUGAAAUUUCACAGGUAGGAAGUGGUAGAGCUAGGAUUUGAAUGAGGCAGUUUGAUGUUAGAAUUCAUGUCCUUAACCACAAUCCCUAAAGCAUAAUUCUGACCUUGGCAAUCAAGACAAAAGGAAAUCUGAUCCCCCAGGUUUCAAUGUAAGAACUACAAGUUGUCUGGUGGAGGCAAUUUUUUGGCCCUAAAUUCAGGGAGAAGGCUGUUAGGCAUGUGGGGGAUGGGAGUUCUUUGUUCUGUGUAGUGAUGACAUCAGGAUAAACUGCCACUAGGCUGAGGAAAAUGGAAUGGCUGCUAGAGGACCUGCUUGGAGCUAAGUGGGACAAGGGGCUUCUCUGGGCCCAGCUGACCCAUGCCCUGGCCUGCAGAUACUGUGGUAGCAGCUGCCUCCAGAGUACAGGGAAUCUAGUGACACUAUUCCUGUUCAUGGUUUGGCAGAUCCGGAGAUGGUGGCAGCUUGGGAGUUGGAAACAUCUUCAGCCCUGGUACUCUGGGGACAGGAUGCAAGACAAGGGCCUACUACCACUUCUAUACCAUGUGCCUUUCCUUGAUCGUCUAUGGAAGCAGAAGUCAGAGGAAGAAGAAGAGGAGGAAGAGGAGGAAGAGGAGGAAGAGGAGGCAUCUCUCGAUCCAUGUUCUCCUCCCAAAGAGGAUCCUAUUAGAGAACAAGCCACAGCAGCCCCAUCCCAGCCAUCCUGUGAUUCUAAGAGCCUCCACGAGGCCAUAGGGACCCCAGAGCUAGUACUCAUGCAGGCCCCAAGCCCUUCCAGAUCCUUCCCCACCUUUCAGAUCCUGACCAACCUGCCUGUGAGGCACAAGACAGCUUCAGGGAGCCAUCUAGAGCAGAGAGAAAGCCAGCUCUUCUGGGGUCUCCCUUCUCUGCACAGUGAGUCCUUGGAGGCCAUCUUCCUGAGCUCAAGCAGUCGCUCUCCCCUGAAGUUGCCUGUUAGUCCUGUCUACUUCAACAAGCUUGCCUUCCUGCCUAGGUUCAACCUGCUGCUUCCCCAGUAUUGGUCCCCAACUCAGCUUCCUACCCAUGAAGUCCAUACUACAGGUGAUCUGGAAAAGAUAGCCCCCAAUCCUCAGCAACUUCCCCCUCUACCUUCCCUUUCUGUUCCAUCACUACCCAUCCAUGGUAUGACCUUUCUCACAGACCACAAGGGAGUCCUAUCUGGUGCUGAGGCACAUAUGCAGUGGCUUAUGCAGCAGAGAGAGGUCCCUUGGGUCUCUGAGGAUCAAGACCUGUACCCACAUCCUGAACUCCAAAGAACUAGAUGCUCCAAGUUCUGGUGGGGGGUGCCAUGGGAUCCCAGCCUCCAACACCACAUUCCAGAUUCCCUCUCUGACUCUCUGCUGUAUCCUUCUAGCCUUCUGGGAGUCCUGACUAGGUUUGAGGCCCCAUGGAGAACCAUGAGGCAGAAUGAGGACCCAAAAGCCCCCGAGCCGGCAAUGCCAGUUCCCAGCCCAACUCUGGCCUCUUUGUCAGAACUCCAGGGACUUAGUUCUAUACGAGGCUUUUAUGGAUCUAAAGACCUCUGGGAAACCACAAGGCAAAGAGAGAAUCCUGAGAUCUCUGAGCCUCCAAUCCUGGUCCCUUGCCAAUCUGUAGCCCCUAUGACAGAGACUCAAGGAACUAGCCCCCUGGGAGCUCCACUUGGAUGUGAGACUCAGUGGAGAACCACAGGACAGAAAGAGAAUCCUCAAGCCUCUGUGCCCCCAAUGCCAGCCCAAUGCCAACCUCCAGAUUCUCUAUUAGAACCCAAAAAAGUCAGUCCUGAAGGAGGACAUUCUGCACCUAAGGACAUCUGGGGAACCAUGGGGCACAGAGAGAACCCUCAGAUCUCUGGGUCUCCAAUGCCAGCUCCUUGCCCUCCUCCAGACCCCCUACGAGAAAUCCAGGGAGGCAGUUCCCUGGGAGAUCUAUCUGGAUACAAGCCCUACUGGGGACACAGAGAAAAUUCAGGAAACCCUCCAGCCCUCGAGCCCCCCACCCUGGACCUCAAACCAGGGCUCUAUGGAACCAGUUCUGCAUGUGUCCCAUCAGGAUCUGAGACUCUAUGGAAGGGCAUGCAGAGUAGAGAAAAUUUUGGGGUCUCUGCAGACCCAGUUUCAUCUCCUAGCCUUCCCUCAGCCUCUCUGCUGGAGUCCCUGGGAAUGGGCCCCCAGGAAGUCCUGUCUGACUCCAAGGCUUUGUGGGAGACCAUGGGGCAGAAAGAGAACCUCUGGAUCUCUGAGUAUCUAGGCCCUGAUUACAGCCGAUCUCUAGCUCCUGUUCUAGAACCCCAAAGAAACAAUCCCGUUGGAAGACUCACUAGAUCAGAAGCUGCAUGGAAGGACAUUGAACAUUACAGCAAUUCCUGGGCUUCUAAGACCCCAUCUCUGGCCCUUGGCCCACAGCCAGCUAUUGUACUGGAGCCCCUUGGAGUUAGCCCUAUGGAGGUCUUGUCUGAUUCUGAGGCUAGCUGUGGGGAUAUACAAAGGAGAAAGAACUCCUGGGCCUUUGAGUGCCCACCUCGAAGCUUACCCCAAGACCCAUACGAAGCUAGCCCCUUGGGAAUAAUGUCUGACUCUGAGCCUGAUACAGGAAACACAGAGCAGAAAGAAAUCUGUUGUGCUCCCUGGUCCCCAUUCUGGGGCCCCAGCCCACCCCUGAACUCUAUAUCAGAGUCUCACAUAAGUGAGUCUAUUGAAGACCAAAGCAACUGUAAGCCUGAGAGGGGAGCAGUGGAGCAGAGAAGGAAAUGCUGGGCCACUGAACUGCCAGCCCCAACCUUCAGCUCACUCUAUGCUCCUCUACCAGAUCCACACACUGACCUUGAAUUAGUAUGGCGAAAUGUGCAACAAAGGGAGAUCUCACAGGGCCUCAGCCCUCCAGCAGUAGAUCCCCUGCAGCCAAUACCCUGGCCUCCCACCCUACCUGAAGCUCUGAAGACUGAACCCAACCAGACUGGCGUAACCAAGGGAGGGCUGUUCCCAGGAGGUAAGGAGGAGACUCCGCCCUCCCAGAGAGAAACUGUCUCAGAGGUGCCCAUCCUCCCUGAGAUCCGGGCCUGGCACUGGAGUAGAGAAUUGGAACUUAGGCUGAAGAAACUGCAGCAGAGCCCUGCUUCUAGAUCCCCUGGCCCAAGUCAAUCAUUUGGCAGCUCCCCUGCUCUGAGCUCCAAAACUCCAAGCACCUGGAGACUCUCUUCCUGCCCCCCACAGCAGAUCCAUCCCCCCAAACCGUGUCCCUACUCUUCAAGCUGUCAUCCCCUAAAAGUUGAGAGCACAGUAUCUCCAUCUGUCCAGAUCUCCCACUGUUGUCACUCCCACUCUUCUUCCCAUCCUCAGCCACAAUGGUCUGGCAGGGAAGAACAAGAGUCUCAGAGAGAGGAAAGAAUGCAGGCGAAGAUGGUGGCCCAGGUCUCACCCCAGGGACCACAUGUUCACAAGGAGGCUGGUAAGAACUUUCCAGCCCUGGAAGAGCCCUCAAACUCUGAGGUUCCAGUCUUAGGUAACACACAAGACAAGGCUUCAGCCCUAUCUUCAGUGAAAAAGAGAGAAAGCCCCAGGAAACCCAAAGUAGGAGACCAUAGAUUGGGAUCAUCCACAGUUACAAUGAAGAGCCGCCCAGGCCAGGCUGAAAGACUAGCAUGCAGACUUUCCCAAGGAUUUCAGCACAGAAACCAGAGCUCUCUACAGACUGCUCUCCCUCAGCAGCUUCACUCCAAGGUUGCAAGUCCCCAAGAUAAGCGAGAAGCUGGGCUGGGAGCUGGUGAUAUCCCGACCCCUCAGCAUUGUAAGCACUGCCCUUGGGCCCAUACAGAGAAGCAUCUCUCUUCCCCCACACCUCAGACUCCCCUUAGCAGGAGUCUCCAAAGGAUGUUAGCCAAGUUUCUGGGUACCCAUGGAGCCCUACCCACCAAAUCCAGUCAGCAGAGGAAACGCUGUUAGUACUGGCACCUAGUACCCCAAGACCUGAAGCCAAACCAGUUAGGGCUGGAGAGACAAGCAGAGGAAAUCCUAAUAAACAAGCUGAACUAGAUAAAUCCUAUUCAUGUCUUCUUUGGAGUCUGGGUUACUGAGAAUGUCAGUUCCUUAUUAAAUUCUGCAGCUCAGCAGCUAUAUUCCCUCAGGAUCAGGUCCCUGAAGUAAAGAGCUCAGGAUUCUGCAGGCUUAACUUUUUCAAGCCCUUCACAAAUAAUCGAUCUGGAGUCUACACGACCCUACUCUACAGGGUAAGGCUGGAAGGCCAGGGGAGCACAAUCCAGGGCUGCCCUUAAGAUACACUUCACAGAAAGUGAAAAGAAUACAUCCAUUCACAUGAGCACAACUGAUGUGGGUCUAGGCAGCUAUUUUUGGUCCUGGGUAUGGUCGGUCCCCUUCUUUACCCACUUGAACCACAAGUUCUCCACCUAUCUUUCCAACCAUUUCUUUUCAGCCCUCUGCUCUUUUCUCUUCCUGGGUCAGCUCAACCAUCCCCAGGGCCACAAAAACAAGUGAAUUUCAUGUUUAGUGGCCAUCUGAAUUUCUUUUAAUUGCCUGUCUAUAUCCUUUACCCAUUUUUCUACUGCACUGUUAUGGAUAUUGUAUUAGUUUUCUGCUGCUGCCAUAACAAACUACCACAAAGCAACACAAAUUUGUCAGAAAAAUAGACUGGGCUGCAUUCUUUUCUGUAGGCACCGGGUAGGAUUCAUUCCUUGACUUUCCUGUCUUCUAGAGGCUGCCCACAUUCCUUGGUUACUGGCCCUAUUUACCUUCAUAGCUAGCAAAGGCAGGUUUUUCUCACAUCACAUCACUCUGCUUUUGCUUACCUCUUCCACUUUUAAAGAUACUUGUUAAUUACAUUGGGCCCAAUUGGAUAACCCAAGAUACUUUAUCAGUCUUAAAGUCAGUUGGUUAGCAACCUUAAUUCCCUUUUCUAUGUAAUGUAUUGACAGGUUCCAGGGAUUAGGAUGCAGACAUCUUGGGGCAUUAUCCUGCCUACCACAGAUAACUAACUCAACCUAUUAUAUGUCACAGACAUUUCCUCCCAAUCUGCAGCUUAUUUUCUUAUUUUAUUUAAGGUGACUUUUACUACACCAAAGUUUACGAUUUUUAUGUAAUUAAAUCUUUUAAUUGCAUUUUCAUGUAUUUAAAUCUUUUAAUUACAUUUUUAUGUAAUUAAAUCUUUUUCCUUUAUGACUUUUACAACAUUUUCUGACACUUUUAUAGUUUUAUAUAUUUACAUUUAGACUGUUAACCUAAUUUUUUAAUAUGGUAGGAAGUGAGACUCUAACUACCCACUAAAAACAGAUAUCCAAUUUUACCAGUACCAUUGAAAAAUACAGAAUGUCUUCAACCCAUUCCAUUAUGUGCCAUUUUUCAAAAUGGGUCUUUUUAAAGCAUCUCUAGAUUUCAUAUCCAUAUAUCCAACAGCCUACUAGACGUCUUGUAUUCAACUUGUCCAAAACCUACUCAUUUACCCUCUAAUCUCCAAUGUGCCCACUCCUAUUGAAGGAUACCACAUCCACCCCAAUACCAAAGCCAGAAGCCUGUCAUCCCUGACUCCUCCUCCUUCUUACUCCGCAACCUAACCCAUCAUCAAACAUUGUCAAUUAUACCUAUAAAACAUAUUUCAAAUCCAUCUUCACCUCUCCAUCUCCGCUAUCACAGUUCAAUCACCAUCUCUCACCAGUUGGUAGCCCUAUUCCUUCUAAUCCAUUUUCCACAUGGCUACAACUCUCUGGUGGUCAACUGACCCAAUAUCUUGAACAAGUAUCAUAAAAGUUUGAAUACAAUAAUUAAAAUUUUUUAAAAUUACAUAAAAACAUGGAGGAAAAAACUACUAAAUAUUAUUCUAGGUACAAAAAUAGAAGUUUGAGUAAAGGAACAUAACCUUUACUCAAAGCAACCUGUGGUCCUAGACUGGCUAUUGGUGUGGUGAAAAAACUUGUGAAUGACAUAUUUGGCUCACUUGGGAAACUACAGAGUAUAGAAUGAGGUUUAGAUUAAAUGAAAGUUUACUGAAAGCAAAAUGUAGAGAUUGAUGUUAAAAAGUUAUAAAGCAGGAUGAGCUCAUUUUGAUUUAAAAAUACUACAUGUAUAGACACAUACAUUUACACACAUGCACAGAAAAAGACUCAAAGAUAUGAACUAAAGUUAUUUAGCUGAGCUCUGGUUAAAUGGGAAUAUUAAAUUUUUAAAAUUUUUCUUCUAUUUUUUAAAAUUUUGGCUUCUAUAAAAGGUUAUUUAAAAAAUGAACUGUCUAUGUACAAUGCACAUGUGAUUGACAGUAUUAUACUGCACACUUGGUAAUUGUUAUAAAAUUUUGUGGGUUUUUUGCCACAACUUAAAAAAGGAAAAAGGUGAAUUCUCUAAUAUUGAAGUCUGACUCUGACUCACUUCCCUACCUUAAGUUCUUUAGGUUAAAGUUCAUUCCUGAUAUGAGAUUCUUCACAUAUGGUUUCUAACCUCUCUGAAUUCACUCCAGGACUCUCUUGCUAGUCAACCUAGUGCUUCUUAAAUGUGCUCUGCAUUUUCUGACCUCUGUACCUUUUACUUGAACUGCUUACCUGCACUUAUGUCAAGUAUCCUACCCUCCUUUAAUGCCCAGUUCAGACUAUCUCCAGAGCAUUAACUCAUUCUCUUAGCCUCAACGCAUCCCUGGAUAGCUUUAUGAAAAAUCCAAGUCCUAUAUUCCUAAAUCUUCUUAAGCCCUCAGUAGGUCAUAGGACCGGACAAGAGUAACAAACCAUUUACCAUUUGUCACAGUUCAGCCAAAUUAAUGAUUGGCAGACCAGUGUUCCUCAUGGGCAUUAUGUGACCACUAGACUCUCAUGGCAACUUAUAGGAUCAGUAUCUUGGAUCCAAAUAUAUCUCGAGACAUUAGGCUUAUAGUUCCAUCUUUGUUUUUGCCUCUGUGGCAUACUGUUGGUCCUCUAUAAUCUAUAUAUCUUAUUCUUGGUUAGAAAACCUUCUAUUAAUCAUAGCAGAUGUUUGUAGAUUAUCUUGUGGGAAGAAGUGAUUAGCUACAGCUAAGAUCACAUUCCAAUUUCUUUCUAGUUUAAGUAUGCAGGCUUCUGCAGGUGUAAGGUGACAAUAAACAGUCCCUCACUGCUUUCUACAGUUUACAAAGCACUGUCAAUCAUUUUAUCAGAUUAAGACUCCAGACUCCUAAAGAGCCAAGUACCUCAUUCAAGCUUACAAUGCUAUAAGCACAAGUGCCAGAAUUAGAACCAGGCCUCUCACUACAUCUACUCUUCGUUUUUCCUACAGAAUCUAGAGCUCUAUCUUCCCUAUAGACACAUUGUGUGGCAAGUGAAAACAAAGGAAUCAUUCCAACACAUUUCUAUCACUCAUCAACCAGUAUCACUACAUAUUUUGUAGGAAAAUACCACUUGCCUUCUGUUACGCUCUCAUAGUCUGAUGCAGAGGUACUAAACGUCUUUCUCCAAAAGACCUUACCUUUGGCCCUCACUGAGGUUAGGCUGUCAACCCAUAGGGAUGAGACAGUGACAAUGUUCAUAGUGGGAAGACUGAAGGCUAAGCCAUCAGGAUACCUAAAUGGUGGGAAAACCAAGGAGAACCAAAGACAGAAUCUGGAGAAAAUGCCACAGGAAACAAGGGACAGCCUAUUCAAAUUCCCAAAAUGCAAAAAUAACUAUUUCAAAACACAUGAGUUCUAGAUGCCCAUUUAAACAGAGCAGCCAACAUAAUUAUCUUGUGUCCUUGUAGAUUAUCUAUGUAGACAAGAUCAGAGCCUGGUAUAAGUACUAGGAUAAACAAUACAAGUUUUACAGUGGAUUGUUUUCUCUGCACCAUACUGUUCUUUGGGUAAGGAAGGCAUCAUGGUACUAACCCCAGAAGCCCUAAGUGAUAAUGAUGGUACCUUUUGAAGAAGAGGAUACUCUAUACCUCAACAAAACUAUGCAAGCAAUCAUCUGAAAAACUGCA